This is a messenger RNA of Amoebophrya sp. A25, 2866 nucleotides long. Lineage: Eukaryota; Dinophyceae; Syndiniales; Amoebophryaceae. The record is from the annotation of a GenBank genome assembly.
UACAACUCAAGUACUUACUUCACUUCUUCAUAAAGAAAGAACAAAAUGCGUCGAACGAAGAGCAGAGGUUUCAUCUACUUCUCUUUUGUCGCUGUUGCAACUAGCUGCGAUUUUGUCUCUUGUUCUAGAGCUCCUGUUGUGGAGCACGAACACGAUCAUGGUGCUGCAAGUAGCAGGGUCGUGAAUCCUAACACGUUGAAUCUGAACAUAUUGAACAUCACGACUAACUCGACGGAGACGACGUCGGAAUCGGAAAAUGAUCAACUAAUGAAGCUGAUGAAGAAGAAUCAACGACUAAAAGCGGACCUUUUGCACCUAGUCAGCGAGGCUCAAAGCGCUGUCUCUUUGGCAGCCUCGCUAGCGUACUCUGUGUGCCGUCAUUGUGUUGUGCCAAGGUUUCGAAGAGGAUGGCGAAGAUUGUGGAGAAGGACAAGAACGAAAGAGAAUCAUCGAGAUCAUGGAGGAGGAGGACUACUCCGAACCGCAGAUCUUUCUGGUGAAACCUUACUUUUAACCGGCGUCACUGCGGGCAUCGGCCUAGCUGCCUUGAAGGAUAUACUGCAGCAAGAAAAACCACCAGCCCAUCUCCUGAUAUUACAACGUGAAACACCGCCUAGUACUAGUAGAGUGAAGCCUAUGUUGGCUCCUAAGGCUAUUUUUAAAAAGAGCAGCAGUUCUUGUGGAGGUGCUGGUUUUUGUGUUGAUGAAGGAAGAAAUACAAGAAGCUACUUUUCCUCUGCCUCAACAUCUCAAGAGGAAUACCGUGAAUACCAUGACUUAAUCCGAAAAGCACAGCAACUGGCAACGUCGCACUCUCAGUCGCGUAAAGGAUCCGGAAGAGGUGGAAGGUGGACUGUGGCUAGCGGGACAGCAACACCGAGAACGAAGAUCCAUGUCUUCCAGGUUGAUUUGUCACAACCCUCUCAAGUUAUCGACGUUGCGGAGAAAAUUCAGAGAUUUUUGGACCAGAACGGCUUGACGCUGGACCGAAUCAUGUUGAAUGCAGGAGUUUGGUUGCCAGGUGGUGGUGGAGGUGGACGAGGAAAGCUACUAGGCGGGUUCGACGGGCUUUCUUCCUGUGGGGGUGGCGGGUCUACGUCUACGACUUCUCCUAGGACAAGUAUGGGAGCGGAACAGCAUUCAUCGUCCUUAGAGCCGCACUUUGUAACGAAUUUUCUCGCCAAUGCUAUCUUACUGCAAAUGUUGGUGGUAAAGCCUCACUUAGCUGGAAGUGCUGGUGCAAGAACUGGCGGAGGUAGUCCUUCUAGUAGUAGUUCUUCGACGAGCCCGAGCAGUAUUCCAGUAUGUGGCGUGUCUCGACCUACAAGCGGUAGUACUGGAAAUACCAAGCCCAACAAGAUCCCGACAGUUGUUGUUACAGGAUCCUUUACGGCGUUUGAUCUUGUUCCCCGUUGUGCUGGAGGGAGUACGCCACCCACUUCCAGUGGAACAACUGGAAAUGCUGCCACGACAUCGCGGAUAGAAGAUCAAGAUCAAGACGAAGAUCAUGCACCCUCACCGUCUUCAUCUUCAUCUUUGAGAACAACAACAACACGUACACGACGACUUCAAUGCGACGACCUCCAGCUCCAUUUCAGUUCGAGAGACCGAUUUGGAGUUCCCAAUGCGAUUGCCUAUGGGCAUUCGAAAUUGCUUUUGCAUGCGCAUAUGGCAGGACUCAGUCUAGCACAUCCGGAGAUGAAGGACCUUUUAUUCGUCGCAGACCCUGGUGUGGUCAACACUGGACUUCAUAACACAUUCAAAAGGGCUUUGGCUUUGUGCACUGGUGGUUGUACAAAUGCAGCCAAAGCUGUUCCACAAGAAGGAGAUGUCGCCCAGCGUCAAACAAAAAAGAUGACCUCGACGUCUUCAAAGCUGUUUUCUGCUUGCCCAAAAUUAACAUUACCGUCUUCGUUUUGCUUGGGCGAGCUAGGGCUACUUGGAGAUACUGCCACCUCUUGCUCAAUGUCCUCCUUCAGAGAGAAGCGCAUCGAGGUUCUGUAUUCCUGCCUAUCAAAGUUACAAAUCCUCCGAGAGCCGGAGGAUGGAUGUAGACCGAUUCUGCAUUGCCUGUAUCAACAGAGAAGCGGAACAGGUGGCAAUUAUUGCAACCUGCAGCAGUCAACUUCUCCUUCAAGUAGUUCAACUCCUACUUUAGUUGCCGACGUACAAGCCUCCAGCUCCAGCGCGUCCUUCUUCGAUACCAACAGCAAGAACUGCAACAUGAUUCGUUACAUGGAUUGUGGUAAAUUUGGGAAACUGUCGUGCUGGAAGAAGAGCUCUGACCAAGAAGAACGGGAACAAAGUCUCGACCUCUUACAAGAAGAUGAAGAUUGCGAAUUCUCACCUAUCCACCGGUUCCCUGGUAGCGACACGCCGUGGUCUGGGCCUGCAGUGUGUGGCGAUCUCGAGGACACAGAAAUAUGUCAAAAAAUAUAUUUGAAUGUCAAUCAAAUUAUCGAGAAAAUGCGUGUGGAAAGAAAAGAAAAUGAAACUCUGAGUGCGACUGGGUCAUCGGGGAUCACUAAAACUAGGAGCAACAGCAGAACCUAAACCACACAUCCGUGAUGAUCGUUUCGCUUUGUCCUCGUUAGACUACUUCUAGCACAUGAUGAUCGUCCUACAAGAAUCGUAUGACUUUUUCUUCUUUAUUAAUUUUUAAUACCGCAGAAGGAGAAGUAGUUGUUCUUGGCGGGCAUAUGUGCUCUACUUGUAGUCGUUGGCAUGCUUCGAUCGCGAAGAACAACAUGGUCUAACUUCUCUUUUCUCUACUUGUGAUGAGACUGAUACCACCAAGGCACCUGGCACCAAAAACGAAAAUAACAAGAAGAUACAAUCACAAUUUUUCUUUUUGUGGACAUCGAUG